AUGACAUCUAUUAAUGGUGAACGCGAGACAACCGAAUCGAACAUUGCCGAUGUUCUUAUUGUUGGUGCUGGAAUAGAAUUGCUCCACGAACUUGGACUCGAACAUGUAAUGGAUGAAAUCGGUGAAACAGCUGCUCGACUCAAUCAAAAAUUAAUUCGACUGUACUCAAAAUCUUAUAUCAUGAUGACGGAUGUCCUCUCUGGAGAGGACUUCAUAAUUAUCGUGGAAUUAAACCAACCGAUGAACUUUACUUGGAUGGACGAACAAUGA
This is a messenger RNA of Adineta ricciae, 270 nucleotides long. The record is from the annotation of a GenBank genome assembly. Lineage: Eukaryota; Metazoa; Rotifera; Eurotatoria; Adinetida; Adinetidae.